AUGCCCGAUGUCGACCUCAGCGACCCGAACCUCGACCCCACCGUACAGCAAGAGUUCCGAAGCCGAGAACUCGCACGCAGUCAAGCAAAGAUGAGACAGGACCACAUGGGCCCUGGUGAUCGAGAAGACGCCCAGCUCUUGUCCAUGAUUGAGUCCAUAGGUCAGUUGGACAUGGACGAUCGCGGCGGCUGGGACUUCCACGGCGUGUCCUCUGGUGCUGUCUUUUUGCGACGAAUGAAUGAGAACUUCCAGGGUCUCAUGGGCCCUGCCACAAAAGCGCCGUUCCUCCCACGGAAGGAACGGCCGUAUGGCCUGACGAAACUGGACUCCCCAGCGUCAGCCGGCAGCUCGCCACAAGAUUUGACGCUCGCCCACGGGUCUGAACUGCCUCCAAAAGAGUUCGCCCGCAAGCUUUGCUACUACUCAUUAAGCUGCGGAACCUGUCUCAUUCGGAUUGUGCACGCGCCGACGUUCUGGGACAUGUUUGACAACAUUUACGACAAACCACACGAAAGCUACACACAAGAAGAGCAAAGGUAUCUCGGUCUGUUGUAUGCUGCCAUGGCACUUGGCUGCAUGUACAACAACCUGGACGACAACUCGGCCUCCGUGACGUAUCAGGAGGCCCUGAAUCAAGGGUAA
Verticillium alfalfae VaMs.102 is the source of this 642-nucleotide messenger RNA. RefSeq lists its product as hypothetical. Gene Ontology annotation, molecular function: sequence-specific DNA binding. The record is from RefSeq and is a predicted model, not a curated record. Bases 1 to 642 code for a protein of 213 amino acids. The transcript has a single exon. Gene Ontology annotation, biological process: positive regulation of transcription by RNA polymerase II. NCBI's taxonomy places the organism in Eukaryota, Fungi, Ascomycota, Sordariomycetes, Glomerellales, Plectosphaerellaceae. Gene Ontology annotation, cellular component: nucleus.